Messenger RNA from Periophthalmus magnuspinnatus, 2905 nucleotides. RefSeq names its product matrix metallopeptidase 19 (gene mmp19). Gene Ontology annotation, molecular function: zinc ion binding; metalloendopeptidase activity. NCBI's taxonomy places the organism in Eukaryota, Metazoa, Chordata, Actinopteri, Gobiiformes, Gobiidae. Gene Ontology annotation, biological process: extracellular matrix organization; proteolysis; collagen catabolic process. The transcript is spliced from 9 exons. Gene Ontology annotation, cellular component: extracellular matrix. The record is from RefSeq and is a predicted model, not a curated record. The coding region runs from base 112 to 1515 and encodes 467 amino acids.
ACAGUCUAAGAGAGGGAGGGAACGAAAGAGGGGACCGGGAAGACAGAGAAACAGAGGAGAGCAAGAGAGAGUGAAGGAGAGACAGAGGAGACGAGCAGGUUGAAGGAAAUCAUGGACUCGUCUGGAUUUUUGGGGCUGUUUUUGCUGCUUGGAGUCUCCGGGACGUUCUCAGCUGUCGUUCCAUGGUUGGAGUUGGAUGAAGCAAAGGCGUAUUUGAAUAAAUUUGGCUACAUGGAAGACUCAGCCGACCCCAACAACCUGGAGGACAUCAUAGAAGCUCUCAAGGUGUUUCAGAGAGCGAACGACCUGCCCCCUACUGGAGAAGUGGAUGAACAGACUCUGGAGGUGAUGAGAAGCCCGCGCUGUGGCAUUGAAGACCCAUUCAACCAGAAACAGCACAAGUACAGGGUCAUGGGCCGUUGGAGGAAGCGUUCCCUGACGUACCGGAUCAUGUCCUGGACUCCGGACAUGCCGAAGUCAGCGGUUCGCUCGGCUGUCCGCGCGGCAUUCCAAUACUGGAGCGAUGUGGCUGCGCUGAACUUCCGGGAGGUGGAUUUUGGACCCGCAGACAUCCGGCUCUCCUUCCACAAGAACGACGCUCUCUGCCCCGUGCCCUUCGACGGACCAGGUCGUGUCCUGGCUCACGCAGAGGCCCCAGAGUCUGGUGUGGUACAUUUUGAUGAAGACGAGCUCUGGACGGAGGGCAUGUACUCGGGCACAAACCUCCGGAUCGUGGCGGCUCAUGAGGUGGGGCACGCGCUGGGACUGGCUCACUCUCAGUACAGGGGUGCGCUCAUGGCCCCCGUGUACGCCGGAUACAGGUCCAACUUUAAACUGCACCAUGACGACAUCAGAGGCAUCCAGGCUCUGUACGGUAAGAGGAUCCCCAGCGCCUUGUCCAGCCCCUCUCCUCCGGUGCACCUUCCGCCCACCGCGAGCCCCAGCCGCAUCCCCAACCCCUGCACGGCCAGACUGGACGCCAUCAUGCUCGGUCCGUGGAGGAAGACCUUCGCCUUCAGUGGAGAUUACGUUUGGACCAUCUCCGAUUUCGGACACAACAUUCCCAUUCGGAUCGACCGUCUGUGGAAGGAGCUCCCUGGAAACCUGAACGCUGCCGUGCACUCACAACGAACAAACAAGACUUACUUCUUUAAAGGUAAUACUGUUUGGAGGUACACAAACUUCCUGUUGGAUUAUGGAUACCCCAAAGCAGUGAAGAAGAUCCCUGCCAACAUCGACGCGGCGCUCUAUCUCGAGAAGAACAAGAAGCUCGUAUUCAUCAAGGGCUCUAAUCACUGGCAGUGGGACGAGCUGAAGUACAAUGACAUGUCCCUUUACCCCAAACUGCUCUCUAUGCUGGUCUCUGGAGUCCCGUCCAGUCCUGACGCAGCCUUCACGUGGACCAACGGCAAAAUCUUCUUCUUCAAGGGCGACUCCUACUGGCGAGUCAACGACAUGCUGCGCGUGGACCGAGGAUAUCCACUGAGUAAAAGAGAGCGGUGGAUGCGAUGCUAGACUUUCACCACAAGAGGGAGCCAUAGACUGUGCGUAGAGUGGCAAUGAUGAGCACAGCCUGAAAACAGCAGUGACCAGAGGGACCUGUCUGGACAUGUAUUUGGUGGAAAGACACAACUGAGCUAAUGUUUUGUUUUUUAAAUGAAAGUAUAACUUAGCGGCCAAUUUAGAUGUUUGGUCCUGAGUCAAACCUGCUUCAGUGUUUGAAGAAAAAUCCCAUAAUGAUGCAAAUGUAGCUGCUGGAUUAUGGAAAAAUAGUAGCUAAAACAUAAUUAAAAUGACAAUUGUUUGCUUAGAGAAAAGGUGGGACAUCAAACUAAAUGAAUGUAAAUGAAAAAUCCUUCUUAGACGUUAUAAUCAUUCUACAUAUUUUAUAUACAUUUUAUAUGAAAAUGAGUUGUGUACCUUCAGUUUCAGACCAAAGUUUAGUUUGUUUUCAUACCUGACAGUUUCAUCUGCUCACCAGCACUAUUCCUGAAAGUGGUCACGUUAAUGUGAUGCAUAUGCUCAGCUGAUUUAUACAGGUUUUGAGGCUUCCUAUGGUUGAGGCAGGACGACAGCGCCAUCUGCAGUCUGACAGUAUCCCGGGCAUGUGACAGUAGAAAGGUUCCUUCAUCCUGGUUUAUAGUCCACUCCACUGGUAUGAAAACAAACGAAAACAAACUUAAGCUAACUUGCACAGGUUUUGGGGCUGUCUUCCUUCUUUACAAUGGCAUUUAAAACUAACAGUGAAUGAAAUAAACCACAGAUGUCGUCAGGAAGUGCACAUUAUAAUAUUGUUUCAUACAUAUUUGCAUACUUGAUAAUAGAUGUACCUAAUUAAGUGGCCAGAGGAUAUGGCAUAGACUACAGUCAGAAGUUGGUAGUACUCACGAUACAUUUACUUCUACUUGUACUUCUCAGAGUAGUUUUCAGUCACCAUACUUUUACAGUGGAACAGUACUGUUACUCAAGUAAAAGUUGUUGUUCCUCUUCCCUCUGUGACUAAGUCUACAAGCGACAAAAGUUUUAUGUCGACAAUAUGAAAUGAUUUGAACGUUUGUGUUUCUUGCAGCGUUCCUUCAGAUUACAUUAUAUUUUUCUCAUUUAUGUGGUGAUCCAUCUCAGAAUACCUCAUUUUUUGUUCAAUAUUCAAGAUUUUGUCCUUUAAAAUCCAAUAACUUCAAAUUACUAAAGUUUCCCACUCACAAAUGUUGAUCUAAAUGUUGUUGUUUUUUUUUUUAUUUGUGACAUGAUUCAACAUGGCUUCCUCCUCCUGAGUGAAAUGUGCCUUUAAUUAUCUGAGCUAAUUCCUUUGGUCAAAUGUAAUGUGUGUCUUAAAGGGGAGGUUGUAUAGAUGUUGACAAAAUAAUGUUCCACCCAAAUAAUAAAGAUUGAUUCACUUUUCCAG